This is a messenger RNA of Fimicolochytrium jonesii, 1626 nucleotides long. RefSeq lists its product as uncharacterized. The record is from RefSeq and is a predicted model, not a curated record. The coding region runs from base 176 to 1375 and encodes 399 amino acids. The transcript has 3 exons. Lineage: Eukaryota; Fungi; Chytridiomycota; Chytridiomycetes; Spizellomycetales; Powellomycetaceae.
GCUCUCGCACAGCCUGGCAGCGUGAACGAGCAUGCGUUGCGGCGAUUCUCUGUCUUUUCUCCAAACCGGAUAGAACACGCAUAUAUACAGCUGUACAGCGAUAUCGGAGGCCUCUCACUUCGCAAACGUUCCUCGACGCUGCGAACCUCCACUUCCAGUUGAUAUCGCAAACGACAUGGCUACCAUCGACCCAAAAACCUGCCUGCAGGACCCGAACGUGCAGGCCUACCUCAAAAAUGCGACGAGCGCCACAAUCCAGACGGUCAUCGGCACGACCAUCGAGCGGGUGACCUACACGCUGGCUCCGGCGGCCCUGACAUCAGGCGCCAUCGCUCCGAUCGUACUCUACAACCUCUUUAUCUGCAUGCGAAGGCUCAUCUUCAGCCGCCGCAAUCUCCGCUCCCUGAGUCUCCUUCUCGGGUUCCUCGCCAUCGGAUUCAGCAUGGCCGUUCUAUGGCAUGUCCUGCUCACACCGAACUCACGGACGCUGGGUGGCCUCGCCCUUGGAAUGUGCGGCUACGUCGUUGCUCUGUUUUCCCUCUGCACCGCCGGGACGGUCAGAUUCGCCUUGCCACUCGCCAAGAGGGCACGCCAACGGAGCUUGUACUGGGUCUCCGCGUUCAUGACCCUCGGCUUGAGCGCCGCCACGCUCGCUGUCGGAUUUAUGGAUCUGAACACACACACGGGGGACGCGGCUUCGUUCCAGUUCUCCCUGGUGUUCAGUUACUUGAACUUGGGACUUCCCGCCUGGUACGGUCUCUGCUCCAUUGUGUGCUUCUCUUAUCAGCUCUACAAAACCCGCCAAUCCAUCGGAAGCCUGAAGAAGCUGAAAUCCUUAGAAAUCGCGAACCACUUGCUUGUGGUCCUCAACAUCGUCCUCAUCGCCUCCUACAUCGGUAUAUCCCAUUCACACACUUCCAGCGAAUCAUUUUCGUUCAUUCGACUCACCCAUGCCUUUUCCUUUCCCCUCGUAGCCCUCGUCCCCUUCGUGAAGCGCGACCAACGUUUCGACUCUCCCCUUGCCAUCCUCUUCGGCUCCCUCUUCCUCGCCAUCGAAAACAACUUCGAAGUCGUCUCCGACGUCGUUCAGCAAACCGCGACCUCCAUCGAAGCCAACAGCUAUGCCCUCGGUAGCGUCAAGAACUCUGGCAACGGCAAACAGACAUCCUCCCAGGUCCCUGUCAGCAACAAUGGUUAUGGAAACAGCAACAGCCUGUCGGGAGGAUCGGGCAAUGGAAGCGGAAAUGGAAGCGGAAAUGGAGGCAUGUAUGGCACCCAGCCUUACCUUCGUGAUGGAGCGCAACCGGGUUACCGGAGUGAAUACGGGACGUACAGGGGUGAAUCCAAGUACGGAAACUCCAGUCACGGAUUCUAGAUUCGGCGACCGUCUCGUUCGACUCGAUAGUUCACAUCCAUGUAUACCAUCUCGCAUGCCCCACUCCAUUCACGAACUGCACGCUGGUCGUUCAGCCCAUUUCCAUCUGUAGAUUUGCAUCAAUACGCUGGCGUAUCAUAUAGACUUAUCCCGCUUGACCCUCAGAUGGCGUAUACUAGUGUACAGUACUUUCCAUAUGUAUGUCUCGUCAAUAGAACACUUCAAGGCUAUGUUUUUGAAGAACGUCGCCG